Molecule: messenger RNA, 3390 nt
Organism: Arctia plantaginis
Lineage: Eukaryota; Metazoa; Arthropoda; Insecta; Lepidoptera; Erebidae
Source: the annotation of a GenBank genome assembly
AUGUUCAAUAUAAAAAUAGUAGCGCACCACAUCAAUCAAAAGCCGUUGAAAUAUAUCCGGCCAGCUAUGGUUAUAGUACUGCUGCUGGGCCAAGUUCAAGGAAUCAAUCUCAAUCAUCUUCCUAUAGUACUGAAAACAAUUCUUUGCAGAGAAACCAAUCUUUGGCUUAGGCUUGACGCGUCUCGUGUACAUAGCGCGGAGGUGCGGCGGCGGUGCGGUUUCGGCGCGGAGGCGGCACCGUGUACUCACGGCCUAAUACUAUUAGAGACCGAACUGCAGUCAGUCAGCGUUGAGGAUCUGUCGUGUAAAGUGGGGCCACCAUGCAGCUUGGUACUUUCAGAUGGCACGGUAUUUACAGGCAAAAGCUUUGGAGCUCGGUUGCCCGUGGAAGGAGAAGUUGUAUUCCAGACGGGUAUGGUGGGAUAUCCGGAGUCCUUGACAGAUCCAUCUUAUCACGCGCAGCUCUUAGUGUUAACGUAUCCACUAGUUGGCAACUACGGAGUACCCGAUGAAGAGGAAAUCGACGAACAUGGAAUACCUAAAUGGUUUGAGUCUAACCGUAUUUGGGCUGCCGGACUGAUCGUCGGUGAAGUCAGCACUCGAGCAUGUCACUGGCGUGCCAAAACGCUCGCUAGGAGCAUGGCUAUCCGCCAAUGGCGUGCCAGGGGAGUACCACCUUUUGGUCCACUGCCACCAAUAAAAGAUCCCAACGCGCGUAACUUGGUCGCCGAAGUGUCGGUAAAGGAGCCGAAAAUAUAUAAUCCCAAUGGUACAGUUACUAUAAUGGCUGUAGAUUGUGGUUUGAAAUAUAACCAAAUCCGGUGUUUGAUAACGAGAAAUGCUAAGGUGGUAUUAGUUCCAUGGGAUCACGACUUAAACCCAAAUCAAUACGAUGGUUUGUUCAUUAGCAAUGGUCCUGGUGACCCAGUUAUGUUGAAAAAAGUUGUAAACAACAUACGUGCAGUGAUUGAAGAUAAAGUGAAUGUAAAACCGGUUUUCGGAAUAUGUCUCGGACAUCAAUUACUAUCUACUGCAGCUGGCUGUAAAACUUAUAAAAUGAGUUACGGUAAUAGAGGCCACAAUUUACCAUGUACCCAUAGUGGCACAGGGCGAUGUUUUAUGACAUCCCAGAAUCACGGAUUUGCUGUUGGCACUGAUACACUACCAAACGACUGGAAAGUUCUGUUCACUAAUGAAAAUGAUAAAACAAAUGAAGGCAUUAUACACAAAACAUCUCCAUUCUUCAGUGUGCAGUUUCACCCAGAACACACAGCUGGGCCAACGGACCUAGAAUGUCUUUUUGAUAUAUUUAUGAAUACAGUCAAAUCUUACAAAGCCGAAAAGCCUUGUGUCGUUGAUGAUAUUAUUACAGAGAAACUUAAAUUUGUACCAACCAUACAUGAAAGACCGAAGAAAGUGCUUAUUCUAGGCUCUGGGGGAUUGUCUAUUGGUCAGGCUGGUGAGUUUGAUUACUCUGGAUCUCAAGCUGUCAAAGCUUUACAAGAAGAAAAAAUUCAGACAGUCCUGAUAAAUCCGAAUAUUGCUACUGUUCAAACAUCUAAAGGAUUAGCAGACAAAGUUUAUUUUUUGCCGAUCACUCCGGAAUAUGUUGAACAAGUUAUAAAAGCAGAACGCCCUACUGGUGUCUUAUUGACAUUUGGUGGUCAAACCGCUCUAAACUGUGGAGUGCAAUUAGAAAAAUCUAAAGUAUUCGAAAAAUACAAUGUAAACGUGUUAGGAACUCCUAUUCAAUCAAUUGUUGACACAGAAGAUCGUAAAAUAUUUGCUGAAAAAAUUAACGCAAUAGGAGAAAAAGUUGCUCCUAGCGCUGCUGUUAAUUCAGUCGAUGAAGCACUUGUAGCUGCCGGGCAAAUCGGUUACCCAGUAAUGGCUCGUUCUGCAUUUUCGUUGGGGGGUUUAGGUUCUGGUUUUGCUAAUAACGAAGAAGAACUUAGGAUACUUGCUCAUCAAGCUCUGUCCCACUCUGAUCAACUUAUAAUCGAUAAAUCUUUAAAAGGCUGGAAGGAAGUGGAAUAUGAGGUUGUUAGAGAUGCAUUCAAUAACUGUAUUACAGUUUGUAAUAUGGAAAAUGUAGAUCCCUUAGGGAUUCAUACUGGAGAAUCUAUUGUGGUUGCCCCAAGUCAAACACUUUCAAAUAGAGAAUAUUACAUGUUACGAAACACAGCUAUCAAAGUAAUUCAACAUUUUGGGAUUGUUGGAGAAUGUAACAUUCAGUACGCCUUAAACCCAAAUUCGGAAGAAUUCUACAUAAUUGAGGUAAAUGCGAGACUAUCCAGAAGUUCCGCUUUAGCUAGUAAAGCUACAGGCUAUCCAUUGGCAUAUGUUGCUGCUAAACUCUCACUAGGAAUUCCUUUGCCUGCUAUUAAAAAUUCGGUUACUACUGUUACUACUGCUUGUUUUGAACCCAGUCUCGAUUAUUGCGUUGUCAAAAUUCCAAGAUGGGAUUUGGCUAAGUUUACGAGAAAAGCGUUGAGAAUGGUUGAUGAAAAUGUUAAGGGUUUUGACCCAAACAUUAAAAAAGUAAACGAAGGUGAAUUAAGUGAACCAACCGAUAAGCGAAUGUUUGUCUUAGCUGCAGCUUUAAAAGACGGAUAUACAGUAGAAAGACUAUAUGAAUUAACUAAAAUAGAUAAUGGCCACAAAAAACAAAGAAAAAAGGAAAGAAACAAAACCAACAAAAAAGCCCCCCAAAAAAAAAGGGAAAAAAAUGGAAAAGGAAAAAAGGGCAGCUACGCUGAUGUAGUAGUACUACGUCAUCCAGAACCUGGAGCUGUUGCUCGUGUAGCACGAGUGAGUCGCAAACCUAUAAUAAAUGCAGGCGAUGGAAUAGGGGAGCAUCCUACACAAGCGUUGCUCGACGUUUUCACAAUUAGAGAAGAAAUUGGUACAGUUAAUGGAUUAACUAUAACGAUGGUUGGAGAUUUGAAGAACGGACGGACUGUACACUCCUUAGCACGACUUCUUACUCUGUACCAAGUACAACUACAGUACGUAAGCCCUCCUGGUUUGGGUAUGCCGAAGCACAUAACAGAUUAUAUAGCCUCGAAAGGAAUAACUCAGAGAGUAUAUGAACGGCUGGAAGAUGUACUUGGUGAAAGCCAUGUCUUAUACAUGACGAGAAUACAACGCGAAAGAUUCCAAAGCCAGGAAGAAUAUGAAAAGACACGGGGCUUAUUAGUGGUUUCGCCUCAGUUGAUGACACGUGCUCGAAGACGUAUGAUAGUUAUGCACCCGCUGCCGCGUGUUGAUGAAAUCUCGCCAGACUUCGAUUCGGACCCUAGAGCCGCAUAUUUCAGACAGGCCGAAUACGGUAUGUACGUGCGCAUGGCUUUACUUUCCAUGGUCGCAGGAGUCAAUCCUCUUACGUAA